Molecule: messenger RNA, 5357 nt
Organism: Myotis davidii
Lineage: Eukaryota; Metazoa; Chordata; Mammalia; Chiroptera; Vespertilionidae
Product: FRAS1-related extracellular matrix protein 2
Exons: 18
Biological process (GO): cell communication
Cellular component (GO): membrane
Source: RefSeq, a predicted model, not a curated record
AACCCAUCUUCUACUUUGGUGAUGUUGAGUACUCUGUGGAUGAGAGUGCUGGCUAUGUGGAAGUGCAGGUAUGGAGAACAGGCACUGACCUGUCCAGGUCUUCUAGUGUCACCUUGAGAUCUCAGAAAACAAACCCUCCAUCUGCCAAUGCUGGAACAGACUAUGUGGGAAUUAGUCGUAAUUUAGAUUUUGCACCUGGAGUCAGCAUGCAGACUGUUCGUGUCAUCAUUCUGGAUGAUCUUGGACAACCAGUGCUGGAGGGAAUUGAGAAACUUGAACUGGUGCUUCGUAUGCCUAUGAAUGCUGCCAUUGGCGAGCCCAGCAAAGCCACAGUGUCCAUAAACGACUCUGUCUCAGAUUUACCUAAGAUGCAAUUCAAAGAACGAGUAUAUACUGUCAAUGAAAAUGACAGGCAGAUAGUUGCAAUAAUCCACAGGAGUGGAGAUCUCCAGUUCAUGUCCUCAGUAAGAUGCUAUACACGACAGGGAUCUGCACAAGUGAUGAUGGACUUUGAAGAACGCCCAAACACUGAUAUCUCUAUCGUUGAAUUCCUGCCAGGUGAGACUGAGAAGCCUUGUAUCCUUGAGCUGAUGGACGACAGACUCUAUGAGGAAAUAGAGGAACUUCGCCUAGUACUUGGCACUCCACAAAGCAACUCUCCCUUUGGGGCUACAGUUGGUGAACAAAAUGAAACUCUGAUAAGGAUCCGAGAUGAUGCUGAUAAGACUAUUAUUAAAUUCGGAGAAAUCAAAUUUAGCAUAAAUGAACCUAAAGAACCAGGACAAUCAGUGGUAAUAAAGAUUCCAGUCAUUCGCCAAGGAGACACUUCAAAGGUUUCCAUCGUGAGAGUGCACACCAAGGAUGGCUCGGCCACCUCUGGAGAAGACUACCACCCUGUGUCAAAAGAAAUUGAAUUUAAGGAGGGAGAAACCCAGCACAUUGUUGAAAUUGAAGUAAUCCAUGAUGGGGUUAGAGAGAUGAGAGAGGCCUUCACUGUUCACCUAAAACCUGAUGAAAAUAUGAUAGCAGAGACACAGGUGACGAAAGCCAUUGUGUAUAUAGAAGAAAUGAACAGCAUGGCAGAUGUCACUUUUCCUUCUAUCCCUCAAAUUGUGUCUUUAUUGAUGUAUGAUGAUACUUCCAGAGCUAACGAGAAUGCUGGACCUGUGUCUGGUUAUCCUGUCAUCUGUAUCACAGCUUGCAAUCCUAAAUAUUCAAACUAUGACAAAACAGGUUCUAUUUGUACAAGUGAGAACAUCAAUGAUACUUUGACUCUGUACCGAUGGCUGAUUAGUGCACCCACUGGCACUGAUGGUGUGACCAGCCCCAUGAAAGAAGUGGACUUUGACACCUAUUUUACAUCAUCCAAGAUGAUCACUUUAGAUUCCAUAUACUUUCAACCUGGCUCCAGGGUACAGUGUGCGGCUCGUGCUGUCAAUACCAAUGGCAAUGAAGGCCUGGAGCUGAUGAGCCCUAUUGUAACCAUCAGUAAAGAAGAAGGUCUUUGUCAGCCUCGGGUGCCAGGGAUAGUGGGAGCAGAGCCAUUUUCAGCUAAGUUGCGCUACAUGGGCCCCGAGGACCCGGAGUACACAAACCUUAUCAGGCUCACGGUCAUGAUGCCACACACAGACGGCAUGCUCCCUGUGAUCUCCACUAAAGAACUUUCCAACUUCGAGCUCACCCUCAGCCCUGAUGGCACACGAAUUGGAAACCACAAGUGCUCAAAUCUCCUGGAUUAUACUGAAGUAAAGACCCAUCAUGGUUUUCUGACUGAUGCUAGAAAAAAUCCAGAAAUAGUUGGAGAGAUGUAUCCUUAUCAGUACAGUUCGUCUAUCAGAGGUUCAAGUACCUUGCGCUUCUACCGAAAUCUGAACCUAGAGGCCUGUUUGUGGGAGUUUGUUAGCUACUAUGACAUGUCAGAACUUCUCACUGAUUGUGGAGGCACUGUUGGAACAGAUGGACAGGUCUUAAACCUAGUGCAGUCAUAUGUGACUCUUCGAGUCCCUCUGUAUGUUUCCUACGUGUACAAUUCCCCUGUUGGAGUAGGAGGUUGGCAGCAUUUUGACUUGAAGUCAGAACUUCGUCUAACUUUCGUGUAUGACACUGCCAUCUUGUGGAAUGAUGGAAUUGGCAGCCCACCAGAAGCUGAACUCAAAGGUUCUCUGUAUCCAGCUAGCAUGCGCAUUGGUGAAGAGGGGUGCUUGGUUGUGAACUUCAAGACAGAAGCUAAAUUCCAUGGCUUGUUCGUGCUGUCACAUCCUGGAUCCUUCACAAGAUCAAUGAUCAUGUCAGCGGAUCAUCCAGAACUGACUUUUUCCCUGCACCUAAUAAGGAGUGAACCAACCUAUAACCAGCCAGUCCAGCAAUGGAGCUUUGUCUCUGACUUUGCAGUACGUGACUACUCAGGAACCUAUACUAUAAAACUGCUGCCAUGCACCACCCUAUUGCAUCAGAAGUAUCACCUGCCUGUCACCUGCAACCCCAGAGAACCUGUCACCUUUGACCUUGACAUCCGAUUCCAGCAGGUCAGUGAUCCAGUGGCGGCUGAGUUUAGCUUGAACACCCAAAUGUACCUACUCUCCAAGAAGAGUCUCUGGUUGUCUGAUGGAUCCAUGGGAUUUGGGCAUGAGAGUGAUGUUGCUUUUGCUGAAGGUGAUAUUAUUUAUGGUCGUGUUAUGGUAGAUCCUGUCCAGAAUCUAGGUGAUUCCUUUUACUGCAGUAUUGAGAAGGUGUUUCUGUGCACUGGAGCUGAUGGCUAUGUUCCCAAGUACAGUCCAAAGAAUGCAGAAUAUGGCUGCUUAGCUGAUUCUACUUCACUCUUAUAUAGAUUUAAAAUUGUGGACAAAGCUCAGCCAGAGACACAAGCCACCAGUUUUGGAAAUAUUCUGUUUAAUGCCAAACUGGCAGCAGAUGACCCUGAAGCUACUCUUUUAGUGAAUCAGCCUGGAUCCGAUGGAUUUAAAUUGGACUCAACACCACUCUUUCAGGUUGCUCUGGGCCGAGAAUGGUACAUACACACGAUCUACACAGUAAGAUCAAAAGACAACUCCAACAGGGGCAUUGGCAAAAGAAGUGUGGAGUACCAGUACCACUCUAUAGUGAGUCCAGGAAAGCCCCAGCCAACUACCAAGAGCAGGAAGAAGAGGAAGAUCAGGAGCACACCCCCACUGGUAUGGGCAAUUGGAGCUAAAAACAGCCGGGGAACAAACAUCCAGCACAUUUCCCUGGACCGAACCAACAAGAAGCAGGACCCCAAAGGAAGAGUUCCUCCUGACAGCAUCCUCCCCUGGGAGCACAACAGUCCCAUCUCUGAGGUCAGCCUGGUCAUGGUCAUGGGAGGCAUCGCAGUGGGAUUACUCACUCUUGGCCUCAUUGCCAUUGCAGCAGUGAUAUGCAAGAGCAAGAGGAGUGCCAGGAGGAAGGAUGCUCCAAAGGGCUCAGGCAACAGCGAGCCCAUGAUGUCCCCACAUAGCUACCACAGCGAUAGCUCUGAGGUUUGAUGGCCAUGGGUGCAAUUCAACAUUUUCCUCAAGUGCCUCAGACUUAAAAAAAAAAACAGAAAUCCAAAUCCUUCUAUAAAUGGCAGAGAAUUGGGAACUUCUGUGACGAAGCUGCUUAGAGGACCUGACUGUGCUAAUAAACUUUGAUUUGAAUUCUGUCUACUCUGUUAUGCAUCAAAGGAAAAAUUCAGACCACAAACCACAUUUUUCCUCUUGCCCAGAAAGCAGCAACAAUGUAUUCACAUAUACCCAGAGCUAUAAAAGGACAGCAAAGAAUGUACUUCUCAUUUUAGGCAUUUUCGCUACACAAUGGAGAUGAACUUACUCAAAGGUGCUGAUAGACUCUAUGAGCCAUUUCAGAGGCAUCUACUGUAUGAACUUUGAAGGUGCAAGUAUCACAUUGGUUAUAUAACAUUUUAUUACUAGAAAUAUUAUAAUUGGUAGUCUGAGAAAAUAAUGCACAUUGUUUAUUAUGACAAGUUUUCUAGUAAGUGAAGACAGCAUAGAAUUAUGACCAAGGGUAACUCAACCCACAAAUCACCUUUUAUACUACUUGGGAGGGAAUAGAAGGAAAAAUAAAGGGAAAAUAAAUCACUAAUUUGGAUUUGAAUUGUUUCUCAUCCUCAUCAGGCCCUCCUUGUUUAAUUUCCUUAUUUAAUUUUUAAUUAAACUGAAGAAUAUGUUAAGUCUAGAAGGAAUUGUUGAAGAGAGACUGCUCUGUUUUGGUAGAAAGCGAGAAAUAGUAGAGUUCUUGCAUGAUCAUAUACCUAAUUGGUGCUCAAUAUUUGUAGAAAAUGAGAGUGUUGGUGACAUUUUGACAGCAAAGAAGUGCCAUAGAGUUAGAUUCACAUUUAUAAGACAAUGUUCUCUAAGAACUGAGCCUAGGUGUUUUCAGUAUUGAACCCACAAAUGAUAAUGAGAAACAUCAUUAUCUGAAAGAAGAAAGUGGUGUUUUUUAACAUCAUAUGUUUAACCAAAGUGCUUAUUAUACAUACUUUAUAGAAUAACAAAAAAAAUUUUAUCAGAUGAUAAUAGUACAUUAGUUUAAACCUCAGAGUAGCAUAAUCACAUGACCAUGUCCGGAAUUUGAAUUGGCCAUAGGACAUUAUAUUACUUUCUAAUCAGCGUCUGCUCUAAACCCUGGAAAUCUCUGCAACUGUCACUUCAGAGUUCUUGGUAGUGUCCAGCAUCAUCCAUCAUAUUCUUCUUAUAUCCAAAAGGAAAGUAUCAUUCUUUGGCAUCUCUAGUUAAAUAACUGAUGCAUUGUGGUCCUCUCUGUACCUAAAAAUAUAAUUUGUAACACUGCUUAAUGUGUUAAAAACCAAAGAACUUGAUUGAAUUUGAACUUACUUGGCAAGCCUCCCAUUGCCUUUCUGAAAAAUGUGCUUUCACCAAAUAGCAAAAAUCUUGGUUUGAAAUGAAAAAUGUCAGCAGUUUUAUCACCAAUCUUUGAAAAGCUAGUAAAUGUAUUGCAAGCAAAAGUAAGAUCAGUGGGGAAAGAACCGUACCUGAAAACUAACCUUUCAGUGUUGCCUGGAAUCCCCUUUCACUUGCAGCCAUAACCUGGCCACAGUGGACAUCCCUGGUGGAAUGAAGAUAAUUAGAAGACCAAUCUUUCUCCAGGUCAUAGAGGCACAUUUGUCUGGUGUCUGUGAACAGACCAAACAUCUCUUGCUUGAAAGAAAAAGAAGCUACAGUGGUACUGGGAGAGAGGUAAAAAGUAUCUAAUACUUGCCUCUCUUCUUUUGGGCAGUCUACUCACAUUCAAAGUCUUUUUAAAGAAUAGAUUUUCAACCAGCAAUUUUCAACCAGUGUGUUGGGGCAAGCACACUGGUGGGCUGCAAGAAUUUUAAAAAC